This is a messenger RNA of Thamnophis sirtalis, 686 nucleotides long. The record is from RefSeq and is a predicted model, not a curated record. NCBI's taxonomy places the organism in Eukaryota, Metazoa, Chordata, Lepidosauria, Squamata, Natricidae.
GCGGCCUUGCUAUCUCAGAAAUACGGGCUCAUCAACGUUUGCUGCGGGCAAAUGCUUAAGGAAGCCGCUACCAGUGAUACCAAACUUGGGAGGUUCAUUAAGCCGUACCUUGAUGGAGGAUGGCCAGUGCCAGACAAGGUUGUCGUGAAGCUCCUGUCCAAACGGAUCAACAGGCUGGAUUGCUACUCUCGAGGUUGGGUGCUGCAUGGCUUCCCAAAAGAUGAAGACCAAGCCAAACGCAUGCCGAACACCGGGAUCUAUCCGAACAGGGUCUUUUUCCUGAAUGUCCAGGCGGAAACCAUUCUGGAACGCCUAUCCUACUCCAUGGUGGAUCCUAUCAGCGGGGAAAGAUAUCAUACACUGUACAAGCCGGCCAUUACCAAGGAAGUCAAUGACCGCCUGCUGAUGAACCCGAAGGAGAUGGAAGAGACCAUCAAGAGCAAAGUCGACCUGUAUUUCAGGCUCUCUAGCAAUCUGGAACAAUAUUUCGAAGACGCGAUUUCCAUCAACGGCGAUCAAGACCCCCACACGGUAUUUGAGUACAUCGAGAGUUAUUUGAUCAACCCUCUGCCGAUCAAAGAGAUCUGGGAUCUGUAGUAGCUCAGCCUCCGUAGUUAGGAAGCUGAAACUUAAUUCUCCAUCUAAGAGCUGAAUAAAUAUAUAUAUAUAUAUAUAUAUAUAUAUAU